Hypanus sabinus (Atlantic stingray) is the source of this 3559-nucleotide messenger RNA. It is a transcript of the gene rnf103, whose product is annotated as ring finger protein 103. The transcript has 4 exons. Gene Ontology annotation, biological process: protein transport; late endosome to vacuole transport; protein ubiquitination. Gene Ontology annotation, cellular component: multivesicular body; endoplasmic reticulum; ESCRT III complex. NCBI's taxonomy places the organism in Eukaryota, Metazoa, Chordata, Chondrichthyes, Myliobatiformes, Dasyatidae. Gene Ontology annotation, molecular function: ubiquitin-protein transferase activity. The coding region runs from base 283 to 2304 and encodes 673 amino acids. The record is from RefSeq and is a predicted model, not a curated record.
GUGCGCAGGCGCCAAUGGUUAGAGUGCCGGCGCCGUGUCGAUCGCGGCCGCGGAAAAUGGUGCUGCGCCGUGGCGAAGGGCGGGCCUGAGCCCUGAGGUGAUAAACAUCGGCCUGACAACAAUAACAAAAGCGACCGGCGCUCUCCCUUAUUGAUAAAUUGGAGAGAGAGAUACAUAUUAAUUCGGAUUUUGACGACGGAAAUAUUUCCGAUACGGCUGCAGUCGGACUGAGAUGCCGGAGUGCCCCGUUUAACAGCGCAGUCCGCUUCUCCCCGCCCCAAGAUGUGGCUCAAGCUGUUCUUCUUGCUCCUCUACUUCCUGGUCCUCUUUGUGCUGGCCCGGUUUUUCGAAGCCAUCGUCUGGUACGAGACCGGAGUCUUCGCCACGAAGUUGGUAGACCCAGUGGCGUUGAGCUUCAAGAAGCUGCGGACGAUCCUAGAGUGUAGAGGCAUCUGCUACGCUGGCCUGCCCGAGAAGAAAGAUGUCAGGGAGCUGGUGCAGAAAUCAGGUGAUUUGAUGGAGGGCGAGCUUUAUUCUGCACUUCGUGAAGAGGAAGCAUCAGAAUCUACUGCCAGCACUAACUUCAAUGGCGAGAUGCAUUUCUAUGAGCAGGUGGAAGACACUAAAGAUGGAAUAUGGCUGGUCCAAGUUGUGGCUAAAGAUAAGGAUCCUUUAUUAGGUAAGGAUCAAUGGCACAAGAUGGUGAAGAAAGUGUCCCAGUUUGGUAUACGUACAGGAGCUUUCAAUUGUUCCAGUGACCCCAAAUACUGUAGCAAGCGAGAUUGGUUGAAAUCUACACUCAUAAUGUCCAUUCCACAAACUAACACUUCAAAGGGGAAAGUAAUGCUUAAAGAGUAUCGUGGGCGAAGGAUUGAAGUUGAGCACAUUUUUAAAUGGAUAAACACCCAUGUGGCAUCUCGGAUUAAAACAAUCAGAAGUCCUGAUCAGUUGAUGGAAGAAUGGAAUAAAAGUGAUCGAUACCAUGUAAAGAUCUAUUUGUUUGCAAGCCUUGACCAGCCACCUGCUUUCUACUCUGUUCUCAGUGUAAAAUUUACAGGACGUGUGGAGUUCAUUUUCGUUGAUGUUCAGAAGUGGAACAGUGACAGACACAUGAAGGAGAUUGGUGUUGAUCAAUUCCCAGCAUAUAUCGUGAAAACUCCUGAAGGUAUCUAUAAAUAUGGAAACACUACAGGGGAGUUUAUAUCACAUCAUGCAAUGGAUGUAUUUCUCCGAUCAUUACAGCCUGAAGUAAAUGAUCUCUUUGUCUUGAGUCUAGUUCUUGUUAAUUUAAUGGCAUGGAUGGACUUAUUUAUAACACAAGGUGCCACAAUAAAGCGAUUUGUGGUUCUUAUAAGCACACUAGGUACUUAUAACUCCUUAUUAAUAAUGUCCUGGCUACCCAUAAUAGGAUUUUUGCAGUUACCAUAUUUGGAAAGCUUUUAUGAAUAUAGUUUAAAGUUUCUGCGGUACGCCAACACAACCACUUUAGCUUCUUGGGUUCGAGCUGAUUGGACUUUCUAUUCAUCUCAUCCUGCUCUUUUUCUCAGCACGUACCUGGGCCACGGUUUGUUAAUAGAUUACUUUGAGAAAAAGCGAAGACGUAACAAUAAUGAAGAUGAGGUAAAUGUGAAUAACCUUGAAUGGCUGUCAAGCCUGUGGGACUGGUAUACCAGCUACUUGUUCCACCCAAUUGCUUCAUUUCAGCACUAUCCUCAUAAUUUAGAUUGGGAGGAAGAUCCCAAUUUGUUGUUGGAGAGACUUGCAUUCCCGGAUCUGUGGCUGCAUCCAUUAAUACCAACAGAUUACAUAAAGAACCUACCAACAUGGCGAUUUAAAACUAUUGCAGGGCAUUCUGAAGAUGAAGUAAGUGAAAGCUGGCAUGAGACUGACAGUGAUUCUGAAAGUGAAAACCAUGAUGUGUGCAAUAAAUCAAAGGUAAAUGAUAGUGAAGAGGCAAGUGGGCUCCAGACACUUGCAGAAGGAAAGGUGCAAACUAGUGAAGAAACCAAUACCUGUGAAGUAAAUUCUGGCAAUGCAUGUCAGUGCACACCAAAAUCACACAGAAACACAAACAUCACUGAAGCUGAUGAACCAGAUUGGUCUACCUGGCCCAGUAACAUGCUCCGUUGCUCAGAAUGUGUGGUGUGCCUGGAGAAUUUUCAGAAUGGUUGCUUAAUAAUGGGACUACCCUGUGGUCAUGUGUUCCAUCAGCAAUGUAUUGUGGUCUGGUUAGCAGGAGGACGACAUUGUUGCCCUGUAUGCAGAUGGGCUUCAUACAAAAAGAAGCAUUGUUUCAUCAGAUAAGAACAAUGGUUCAGCAAUGUUUUCAACCAAUAUUUCAGGCUCUUAAAUAUCUAAUACUUAAUAUGCAUUGUGAUGUUUGUUGUUCAUGUUUGUGCUUUUAUGUGAUUUAAAUUUAGUUUUUAUGUAGAAUUUUUUUGGAGCUGAUCCUCAAUAUAACUACACUACAUUUAUUAAUGAGUCUACUACCAGUCUUGUUAAUUUCUGGAUGCUUUACAACAAUAGCACAAUAAAUCUUGUUAAUUCUGUUUGGUAUGUUCAACCAUUAAACUACCAGUAUCACCAAACGGAGAAUGUAAAAGACCUCCUGAUUUGAGAUUUUAUUAGAAGAAUAUUAAAUUUAAAAUAUUUGUCUUGUUCUAAAUAAUUUCUUUAUCUGGUUGCAGAACAUUGGGCGUAAUUUCAUUACCUAGAUCUGGGAACAGCUCAUGGCUAUUUUGAAGUGCAAAUCUUAUUCUAAAAGGGAGUCAAUAAAAAGAUGUAUAAUCAUUCAUAUUGAAGCAUUUUUUGCAGACAUUUUGAAGAGCAUUCAAGACAUAACUUGAAAAUGGAAGAAAAACAUGGUUCAAUAAAAGUAUUUCAUGCACUCAACCAUUACCAAGAUGCUUAGCACUUUAUUCCCAACUUUAUUGGAUACUUCAUAAACUGAAUGUACCUUAAAUAGAUGUAGCUUGCUGAAUCAUCUGUAUUCUUUGCUAGGGAAUCAUUUUUUAAUUCAGAUUUUUAGAAAUGAAGGCCAAAGUCUCAUAAUACAUAUAGCACUGAGGUUAAAACAAUGAAGUUCAUGUAGCAAUUGUGUUAGCCAUUGAAAAAGCCAAGAUUGUCAAAGUUUAUAGGUCAUAAGUGAAAUGAAGAAGUAAAUAUAUUAUAGUGUGUAUGUAUAUACAGAUAUAUAAAAGUAAAAUAAGGACUCGGGGGGGGGGGGGGGGGAAAUAAUUGGCCCAAUGUGCUGAUUUGGAUUUGGCAGGAACAAUAAUUUCCAUAAAUAGAUCCUUUGGUCCUUGCAGUCUGGAAGUACUUCUACUGCAUAUUAUAUUAAACAAUAGCAAAAUCCCUGGUACUGGAUUUGAUGAUGUUAUGUGCAGUGAUGUAUACUUCUGUCUUUUAAAUGGUGAAAUCGCUGUAAGGUCAAAGGGUGAAUUAUAAGGCAACGAAUUGGCUUUUGUAUGGAAUGCUAAUAGCAAACCAUUUUCACAAUAAGCUGUAUUUAUUUUCUAUUAUUCCUUGUAACAACUGAACAAUAAACAUUUUCCUUUGA